Molecule: messenger RNA, 2013 nt
Organism: Durio zibethinus
Lineage: Eukaryota; Viridiplantae; Streptophyta; Magnoliopsida; Malvales; Malvaceae
Product: putative protein phosphatase 2C 68
Biological process (GO): protein dephosphorylation
Molecular function (GO): cation binding; protein serine/threonine phosphatase activity
Source: RefSeq, a predicted model, not a curated record
UUUUAAAAGAAAACCAAAAAAGAAAUAAAAAAACAUUGUUAUUUGAUUAUAGGCUUCGUCAGCUUCUGUUUCCCUCUGCAAACAAACACUCGUCCUUCCUACAAACAAAAAAUUAUGGCAACUUUCUCUCUCUACAAUUCUUCCCUCUAACACAUCCCCACUUUCUCUCUGUGUCUCUGAUCCAUCGAAUUCUUCAUCUUUUUUCUUCCUUUUCUUUUCAUUUUUCUUCUUCUUUGAUCCAUCACUCUAAGACUAUCCUUCAAAGUCUUAAAACUUUCCUCCCUUUUCCAAGAAACUCAAUCUAAAAUUCACUUCCUUUGAUCAAAAAAACUUGGUGGGGUUCUCAAAAUUUUUAAUAUCCAAACCUUAAAAACCCCAUUUUCUUUUCAACGCAUUUUUGCUCACAAAGUGAAAAAGUUCAAUAAAGGGUAUUGUUUUUAAGGGAAAUGAGGGAUGUUUUCAUGGUUGGCAAGGAUAGCUCUCGCUUGUUGGAGACCAGUGAAUCGAUACGCCCUUAUGAACAAGGAUAAUAAUAAAAAUAAUAAUGAUGAUGAUGAUGAACUCGAAGAAGAUUCGUCUUCUUUACGUGAUUCACUUCUUUGGUGUAGAGACCUUGAAAAACACUCUUAUGGUGAUUUCUCCUAUGCUGUUGUUCAAGCCAAUGAGAUCAUUGAAGAUCAUAGUCAAGUUGAGACUGGAAAAGAUGCUACUUUUUUUGGUGUCUAUGAUGGACAUGGCGGCCCUGAUGCUUCUCGCUUUAUCUCUGAUCAUCUCUUUCAAAAUUUGAUUGGGCUUGCUCGAGCAAGUGGAACCAUUUCUGAAGAUAUUCUUAGAAGUGCUUUCUCUGCAACUGAAGAUGGAUUUCUUACUCUUGUAUGUAGCACAUGUGGAAUGAAACCAUUAAUCGCAGCAAUUGGAUCUUGUUGUCUGGUUGGAGUUAUAUGGAGGGGGACAUUAUAUGUUGCUAAUUUGGGUGAUUCUCGAGCUGUAAUUGGUUAUUUAGGUAGAUCCAAUAAGAUAGUUGCUGAGCAGUUGACUAGAGAUCAUAAUGCAAGUAUGGAGGAAGUCAGACAGGAACUCAGGUCAUUGCAUCCGGAUGAUUCUCAUAUUGUUGUUAUGAAGCAUGGAGUAUGGCGUAUUAAAGGAAUCAUUCAGGUGUCUAGAUCUAUUGGUGAUGCAUACUUGAAGCGGCCAGAGUUUUCUCUUGAUCCUUCUUUCCCACGAUUUCACCUUUCUGAACCCAUUGAUCGACCAGUGCUAACAGCAGAGCCAUCCUUGUGCACCAGGGUUUUACAACCUAGUGAUAAGUUUCUCAUUUUUGCAUCUGAUGGACUUUGGGAACAUUUGACAAAUCAGCAGGCUGUCGACAUUGUUCAUAACCAUCCACGAGCAGGAAUUGCAAGAAGGCUCAUCAAAACAGCUUUAAAUGAGGCAGCUAGAAAAAGGGAAAUGAGAUAUGAUGAUCUUAAGAAGGUUGAUAAAGGGAUUAGGCGGUUUUUCCACGAUGAUAUUACAGUUAUUGUCAUCUUUAUAGACCAUGAGUCGUCGGAUGCAAAGGUGUCUGUUCCGGAGCAGUCUGUCCGGGGGUUUGUUGACACCCUUGGGCCAUCGAACUUCAACAUUCUUUAAGGAUUGAUGUAUAUCGGUAAAUGCAUUGCCGAUCAUCUGAAUGAAUACCUUGUCACCUAAAAUAAUCAAUGGGGUUGUCGCCAAGUUCAGCGAGUUUCUGUAUGAAUUUACAUAUUUAUUUUUUCAACAGCUGAUAGUUGUUUCUGGGAUUUUAUAUUGCUUUUUUCUCACAUUACCAAGCAAGAGAAGUUUGUCCUGAUUUUCAUUAGUUGUAUUUAUGUUCAUAUCUGCAACUUACGAUGAUAACCCCUAUCAGAGAAGUUAUUUUUUCUUUUUUUUUCCCUUUUAUUUUUUUCCACUUCAUUUGGUUCCGGAUGAUGAAGUUGUGUAUAUUUAGGACGUCAAAUUCAUAUGCCUCGAUUCAAUAAGAAAUUUUUACACUUU